Messenger RNA from Lepisosteus oculatus (spotted gar), 4999 nucleotides. RefSeq names its product DNA topoisomerase II binding protein 1 (gene topbp1). The record is from RefSeq and is a predicted model, not a curated record. Gene Ontology annotation, biological process: DNA replication initiation; mitotic G2 DNA damage checkpoint signaling; mitotic DNA replication checkpoint signaling. NCBI's taxonomy places the organism in Eukaryota, Metazoa, Chordata, Actinopteri, Semionotiformes, Lepisosteidae.
GGAAGUCCGGCGCCGGACAAGGAGGUGGAGGUUUGGCGCCAAUCAGUGGCAAAUCGAAAAUACCCUGUGUUCUUUCUUUAGGGAAAUUGUUAUGAUGUAUCUAUCUCAACGGAUGACUUGUUUUGAGAAGACGCUCCCUUUUUUCUUUUCUUUUCGUUGUUGAGUGUGAAACUCAAGACGGCGAUACUAGCCGAACACUGGAUUGUCAACCCGGACUAAAAACGCGAAACGCUGAAAUACGAGCUCGCAGGAUCUUGUAUUGUAACUCCUGGUUUCUUUUAUGCACUUGCUUGUGGACACGGUGUGUUGAACCGGGACGUGAAACAUUGAAUAUAGGAUGUCCACGGAAGAUAAAGGAGUAUUCCUCGUGAAGUUUGUGAAGACCAGCGAAGAAAGAUCAGAGCGUGCCGUGAAAGCCUUUGAGGCAAUCAGAGAGCUGCAAUCGGAAAAAUACCUUCAAAAUAUAGAUGAGAAGGAAGCCCUCCUUUUAAAACACAAUGACAAAUCCCUCUAUGUUUUUGAUAACUUCAGUGGGCGUGCAUUCCAGCACUUUAAAAAGCUGGGCUGCAGGAUUGUCAGUCCCCUGGUGGUCCUCUUCUGCCUCAAGCAUCAGCGCUGUGUGCCUAAAGCAGAACUCCCCGUGUACAACAUGGCCAUGGCUGACGUUACCAUCACCUGUACCAGCCUGGACAAAGACACCAGGGGAGAAAUAACUGAGCGGGUGCAGUUGAUGGGGGGCCGGGUGUACAAGGAUCUGAAUGUGUCCGUCACCCAUCUUAUCGCUGGGGAGGUGGGCAGUAAGAAGUACCUGGUGGCCGCUAGCCUUGGGAAGCCCAUCCUGCUGCCCUCCUGGGUGAGGGCAUGCUGGGAGAAGUCCCAGGAUAGUUUGUUCAGGUACACCGAUCUUUGCUCAGAGGAGUACAUGUGUCCCGUCUUUCAAGGUUGUAUUAUCUGUGUGACUGGUCUAAGCAAUCUGGACAGAAAGGAGGUUCAGAGACUCACUCUUCAGCAUGGUGGACAGUACACAGGACAGCUGAAGAUGAAUGAAUGUACCCACCUUAUUGUCCAGGAGCCCAAAGGUCAGAAGUACGAGUGCGCUCGGAAGUGGAACGUGUCCUGUGUGUCUGUCCACUGGCUGUUUGACAGUAUAGAGAAAGGGUUUUGCCAGGAUGAGAACAAGUACAGGGUUCAGCCCGGUGGGAAGCAGACCAACUUGCCUAACACUUCAACACCCACAGACUGCAGGAAGAAGCAGGAUGGUUGUGCUCUUUUGGGAGUGAGCCAAAUCUCUCACAUCAACACCAGCUCUGUGAACGACUCUGCUGUCACUACGGUCUCAGCCAGCCGCCUGGUGCCUGCUGAGGAUUCCCUGGAAUCGCUGGAUAUCAGCACCUUCCAGGCCCCUGAUGACCUGCUGGAUGGAUGCAAAAUUUUCCUGUGUGGAUUUGGCAGUAAGCAGUUGGAGAAGGUUAGGAGGCUCAUCAACAGCGGUGGAGGACUGAGGUUCAACCAGCUCGGCGAGGAGCUCACUCACAUCAUCAUGGGAGACGGGAACGAAGAUGUCAAGCAGUUUCUAAGCAAGGCCUCCCACAGACCUCAUGUAGUAACUGUGAAGUGGCUGUUGGAGAGCUUCUCCAGGUGCUGCCUGCUUCCAGUAGAGAAUUAUUUCCACGCAGAUUACCUGCCCUGUGCCAGUGCAGACAUGGAGCUGCCAGCCCCCAGGCCGCCUGUGCGUAAGAUCAACACGAGCAUAGCUCUGAGAGCAGACAGUUCUUCUGGGCAGCAGAAAGCAGAAGAGGACUUACUCUCCCAGUACCUCAAUGAAGAUCAGACAGUAGUUGAAGCAGGGAACCAUGAUCAGUCCGGGAGGCAGGAUGAAGACGAGCUGGAAGACAGGCCACCGAGCCGCUCUCAAACAGUUGGGGAGACCUCUACUGUAGUGGCGGAGGAAGGGGGCCUAUUCUCUGGAAAGAGGUUCCUGAUCCUUGGGUUUAGCACAGAAGAUGAAGCGUACUUGACGUCCCUCAUCAAGGAGCAUGCUGGGAAAGUGCUGGGUGCCCGUAGCCGAGCCAUCGCUGAUUACGCUGUGGUGCCCAUGAUGGGCUGCGAGGUGGAGGUCACUGUUGGGGAAGUGGUCACCAACACCUGGCUGAUUAUGUGUAUAGAGCAGCAGAUUCUCCUAGACCUGCAUAUGAAUCCUCUCUUCUCUCCAGUGUCAACAGUAGAGGGACGUGUUCCCUUGAAGGACUGUGUCCUGUCUGUCAGCCAGUUCACUGGCAUCGAGAGAGAUUCACUUAUCUUCCUCGCCGAACUUUUGGGAGCUAGAGUGCAGGAGUUCUUUGUCCGGAGGGCGAACCAGCAGAAGGGCAUGCUGGCCAGCACCCACCUGGUCCUGAAGGAGCCCGAGGGCUCCAAGUACGAAGCUGCCAAGAAGUGGAGCUUGCCCGCCGUCACCAUGCGCUGGGUCCUGGAGUCCGCAUGCGCGGGCAGGAGGGUAGACGAGGGGCGCUUCCUGGUGGAGAACGCCAGCCCUGCAAAAGAGGAGCACAGCUUUGUGGGUGGUUCCCAGAAGCCUGAAGUCAACAAGCCCAUGUGCUCCCCUGAGUUCCCAGUGCUUAAUCUGAAUAGGCUGAAGAGCAGUGUGGUGACCCCGCUGGACAUGAAUCGCUUCCAGAGCAAGGCGUUCCAGUCAGUACUGGCUCAGCCAGCGGGAGAGCAAAGCAGUCCAGGGCAGGGAGGCAAAGCGCCGACCACAGAGCCCUCCCUCCAGCUUGACACUCCCUCCAGGUUCCUCUGCAGAGACCAGCUCUUCAGACCUUCGUUCGACGUCAAGGAUGCUCUGGAGGCGCUGCAGACUCCUGGGGGUCCCGGGCAGCCGAGCCGGAAGCUGUGCACCCCGCUGUCCGUGGUCAUCGGCAGGAACCUGCAGGUGGCCCUGGCCAACAGCACCCGCAACAACAUGGCUGCUGUCACUGCCAGCCCCCAGCUGGGAAGCCCACUGGCCCACAAGAGUGAGGACCUGAAGCCCCUUGCUGGUGUGGUGAUCUGUGUGAGCAAGAAGCUGAGUAAAAAACAGAGCGAACUGAAUGCCAUUGCAGCCUCCUUAGGGGCUGAUUUCAGGUGGUCUUAUGAUGAAACAGUCACACACUUUAUCUACCAAGGCCGGCAGAAUGAUAACAGUAAAGAGCUGAAAUCUGUCAGAGAAAGAGGAAUCCAUAUUGUCUCAGAGCACUGGCUUCAUGUGUGUGCUGAAGAACAACGGAUUGUACCAGAAUCUCUUUACCCCUUUACAUACAAUCCUAAAAUGAGUCUAAACCUCAGCCAAAUGCAAGAUACUCAGAAGACGGCACCCAGCGUGCAGAGCCGUAAGGAAACCUCUUUCGAAUCGGUGCCACAUGAAGGCAAUGAGGAAAAUAUGGAAGCAAGUGAGAAAUCUCAAAACGGCGAACAGACUGCUUUAGGUGAGGUGACAGACCUGGAAAACCUUGAGAAAAGAGAGCUGGCAGAAACUCUGGAGAUGCGGGAAAACCUGCAGCGUCAGCUCCAGGAGAUUAUGUCAGCCACAAAGCUGCCCAAAGGUCACCGGUCCUCUAUCACUUUGGAAAACCGCCCCCACACCCCUGACAGUGUGGGUCGGCCUCUAAGGAAUGGGCGCAGCAGAGGCCUGGAGGCGCUGAGGCAGUCCCGUCGUGCUAUGAUGGACAUGAACACAGAACCUUCACAGAACGAGCAGAUCAUCUGGGAUGACCCUACAGCACGAGAGGAGAGGGCCAGGCUGGCUAACAACCUGCAAUGGCCAACCAGUCAGUCCCAGCACUCAGAGCCACUGCAGGUUAAUGGGAUUGAUGGCAAAACGGAUACCCAUGACUACAAGGAGUCCAUGACCGAUUCAGAGCUGGCAGAGCUUGCUGCCUUCAGUGUGGAGGAAGCUAACGGGAGUAAGGUCAGCGCUUCUCCAGUGAAAGAAGAGGCUCUAGCCUCGCCGGCAGAAGGCCAGAUACUCACACCCCAGGCUCCCAGCACCACCUUUCCUUUAGUUAACCCUCCUGUCCCGCCACAGCCCCAAGAGCAGGAGGAGGAAAAAAAAGCAAAGGUCCAACCAAGAUUCCAGCUGUCCUCCCUUAACCCCCAAGAACGCAUUGACUACAGUCACCUGAUCGAGGAGCUAGGUGGGGUGGUCCUGGACAAGCAGUGCUUUGACCCAAGCUGCACGCACAUAAUUGUUGGAUACCCGCUGAGGAAUGAGAAGUAUUUGGCUGCGAUGGCGGCUGGCAAGUGGAUCCUUCACCGCUCCUAUCUCGAGGCCUGCAGAGCCGUGGGGAAGUUCAUCGAGGAGGAAGAGUAUGAAUGGGGCAGCAGCUCCAUUCUUGAUGUUCUUCCUGGCAUCAAUGCGCAGCAGAGAAAGCUGGCUGUUGCAGCAAUGAGAUGGAGAAGAAAUCUCCAGGGCAGAAGAAACAGCGAUAGCAGUACAGAGGGGGCCUUCAGUGGCUGGUCAGUAAUACUCAACGUUGACCGAUCGAGAGAGGCAGGGUUCAGACGACUGCUGCAGUCUGGAGGCGCCAAGGUGUUUCCCAGCCAUUCUCCAUCUCUUUAUAAGGAAGCCACUCAUCUCUUUGCGGAUUUCAGCAAGCUGAAGCCAGAUGAUCCCAGGGUGAAUGUUGCAGAAGCUGUUUCCCAAAAUGUGAACUGUUUGAAACCAGAAUACAUUGCCGAUUACCUCAUGCAGGAGCCCACACCUGCAGUAGAGAAUUACUACCUGCCAGAAGCUGUAGCGUGUUUGCAGGAUGGCUUGGACUCCAGCAGAUAUUCAGCAUCUCGUAAACGCAAAGCAUCUGAAGAGAUGACAUCGAUCAAGAAGUCCAGGAUGAAAUGACUUGAUUGCCUAGGAUAGACUAAUGUAAAGAUUUAGUACAAUUUAUGACUUUCACAGCUGUAUAGAAGAAAAAAAAAUACAUUUGUACAUUUUUAUGGAAAAAUAAAAUUGAAGUUUUAAAAUGUA